CUUUGAGGCUUUGGCUACUUCCUGUCAUGUUCAUUUCCUAAUCGCUCUCAGCCAAGAACAGAACGUUACCGUUUAGUGUUUGGGUUUCAUUCGGUGAGGAAAAUGUUCCUGUUAACAUCCACGCUGCUACUCGUCUCUGCAGUCGUGUACGUAUGUCAUGCCGAGCAGAUGCUGAAAUGUCCCUACGACUCCAAGUUUUCUCCUCAAAAAUACCCGGAGAGAGUUUGGUGUAAAAAGGAGGCAAACAAUCAGAGCUGCUGCAGAGGGUUCACCUUCACGUCCGGGGAGAAGGAGCUGGACGGCGGGCGUCUGAGCGUGCAGGACGACGGCAAGGCCUUCACCGUGUCUGUGAGGAGCCUGUCUCAGGGGGACGGAGUUUACUGGUGCGGCCUCAAGAACGGCUCCGGCAUCAUCGUCAAACUGGCCGAGGGAGAGAUCCACAAUCCGCUGAACUUGGCCUGGAGCAUCAUUCGCUGGCUGCUCUUCGUCCUGCUCCUUCUGGCUGUGAUUUCAACUCAUAUGUGCUACAACAGCAAAAAGGCAAAGGAUUGAGGCGUACGGUCUGAAAAUAUCCAGAUGGAAAAGAUUGAACGCUGUUACGAAGAAUUAUCUAAUAUAUUAAUACUAAACUUAUAGUUUGUGCAUAAAGCUUAAAAAUGUGUGUGUGUGUGUGUGUGUGUAAGAGAUUGUAUCUCAGCUUAUAUCUAAACCUUUGUUAACCCUGCAGUUACAAGAAGUGUAAUAUUAAUAUAUAAAAAUGAAAUGUGUGCAUAUAUAUAUAUAUAUAUAUAUAUAUAUAUAUAUAUAUAUAUAUAUAUAUAUAUAUAUAUAU
This is a messenger RNA of Ictalurus punctatus (channel catfish), 832 nucleotides long. RefSeq lists its product as uncharacterized. Bases 103 to 552 code for a protein of 149 amino acids. The record is from RefSeq and is a predicted model, not a curated record. The transcript is spliced from 5 exons. NCBI's taxonomy places the organism in Eukaryota, Metazoa, Chordata, Actinopteri, Siluriformes, Ictaluridae.